This is a messenger RNA of Calliphora vicina (urban bluebottle blowfly), 1867 nucleotides long. It is a transcript of the gene wam, whose product is annotated as wampa. NCBI's taxonomy places the organism in Eukaryota, Metazoa, Arthropoda, Insecta, Diptera, Calliphoridae. Bases 151 to 1803 code for a protein of 550 amino acids. The transcript has a single exon. The record is from RefSeq and is a predicted model, not a curated record.
AUUGUAUAACAAUUUUGUAAUCCGCAAUACAUUUUUAAAACCCAAACAUAUUUUUUAAUAAAAAUCUAUUUUAAUUUUAACAAUAAUUUAACGAAAUUAAAAAAAGUAUUUAAAUCCACUGAUAAAGCAACUCUAAGAAUCGUUAUCAACAUGGAUAAUUUAGCGAAAAAGAACUUUCUGGAAGUUUAUCUGUCAAAGCAAAAGGAGUUGGGCAAACGUCAACGGGAGUACAAGAAAAUCCUAUCGACGAAAUUGAAAACCCGCAAAGAGACCAUAAUUGAAGCAAGUUAUCAGAAUGCCAUCGAACAACUCAGAAUGGAAAAGGAUGAUUUGCGUGCUCAGAUAUGGGUGGCCAAUGGCGUGACACAUACACGAGACAAUAAACGUUCGCUCAAGAAUAUCAAGUGUCAUGUACAGUGUCAGGAGGCAUUGGGUGAUGAUACGCGAAAACUCAAAGUUGCCAUAGCUAAUUUAGAGCGUGAAAUCAGUCGAGUAAAUAAACAGGUGUAUGAUCUUAAUCGUAAAACAGUGCCCGAAACCCAGCAUCAGGCUUAUGUGGCUAAAGCCCGCAAGAAAAUGAUGAUUUUGGAAAACCAAUUGGAGGUGGGAGUGAGGCGUGAAUGCGGCUUUGCUGCUGCAAAUGCUCAGUUGAGGGAAGAACUCAUACAAAUACUCAAUCAUCGAACAUUCUUCAAUGAUUCCUAUACCAAAUUAGUGCAGAAACUCAACAGUGAUAAGAAAUAUUUAAUCGAUUUGAUUGAAUAUGCUUUGGGUACUUUUGAUAAUUGUAUCGAUAUUUAUGAAAAAAUCGAUAACAUUAUGAAGAGAGAAACCAAGGAGCGCGAUGUGCGUAAAGUGGAAAUGCAGGGCAUUAUGCGUAAAAUAGCAGCAGAUGCUGAUACCACUGAGUUCAUGGACACCAAAGGAAAAGCCAGAGCGCUAGCGGAUUUGCAGCCCAAAGAGUACGCUCGUCGAGAUAAAUUCCGACGUGAGCAUGCAAAGAAAAUUAAUUUAUAUAAUAAAAUACUGGAGAAGAUACAAGCCUAUACACAAACCCAAAAUGUCGAAAAGGUCAUUGAGAAAUUUCAACAACAAGAGAGUCUUUACUACUCCUACUUUAACUAUGCCAAUGAGCUAAGUUAUCACAUGACCCUGCUCACCAACUCGGUUAAUCGUUUGUACAGCGAUAUAGAUUCUUUAAGGAAAUCUAAUUUGCAGUCUUUACAAGAUCAAACCGACACCAUAGAACGUUUGGAACAAACUCUUGCCGAAAAACAAAAGAAAAACGAGGAAUUGCAAAAGGUGCGCGAAGCCAAUGAUCAACGCUUGGAGAACCUGUUGCAAGGCAUCGAAAACUUGUUUCAAAUGUGUCACAGCGAUGCUUCGCCUCUUAUGGUACUACUCGGCAAUCAUAACCACGUUGAUCUGGUCAAUGUUCGCCGUUUCCUAAAGAUCCUUGAACGUCGUGUUUUCGAUAUUACCGCUAGUGUUUAUGUUUUGGAGCGGAAAGAUGAUAGUAAAGCUUUUGGGGACUAUAUUGUUAAACAAAUCGAGAAAAUCUGUGAUUGGCCCACCGAUAUUAAUGAGAUCGUUUUGACGCAACAAUGUCCCGAGUGUGCUGAAGGUGAGGCCUUCAACAUGGAUGAUGCUGGUGAUGGUGGUGUUGUUGUUCAUACAGUGGAAGAGGCUAAAAAGAAAUUACAUGAGAAGGUGAAUCAACCAGAAAUGCAGUAUCGUUUGCACAGCAUUAGCCAGUGUCGUUUGCCACGUUCAAGAGUGUUGGCAGCCAAAAAAUUUGCUUAAGGAGGAAAAACGGGUAUUUGGAAAUGUGCAAAAAUGUUUUUGAUUUUUAACUAUAUUUUGUAUU